This is a messenger RNA of Chrysochloris asiatica (Cape golden mole), 1352 nucleotides long. It is a transcript of the gene MPI, whose product is annotated as mannose phosphate isomerase. Gene Ontology annotation, biological process: GDP-mannose biosynthetic process; carbohydrate metabolic process. Gene Ontology annotation, cellular component: cytosol. Gene Ontology annotation, molecular function: mannose-6-phosphate isomerase activity; zinc ion binding. The transcript has 8 exons. Bases 1 to 1272 code for a protein of 423 amino acids. The record is from RefSeq and is a predicted model, not a curated record. Lineage: Eukaryota; Metazoa; Chordata; Mammalia; Afrosoricida; Chrysochloridae.
AUGGCGGCUCUGAAAGUGUUCCCACUUGCCUGUGUGGUGCAGCAGUAUGCCUGGGGCAAGGUGGGCUCCAACAGCAUGGUGGCACGACUGCUGGCCAGCAGCAACCCACUGGUGACGAUCUCGGAGGACACGCCCUACGCAGAGCUGUGGAUGGGAACCCACCCCCGGGGGGACGCCAAGAUCAUUGAUCGCCGCGUCUCCCAGAAGACCCUAGGCCAGUGGAUCACUGAGAAUCAGGACUGUUUAGGGUCAAAGGUCAAGGAUACUUUUAAAGGCCAGCUGCCCUUCCUCUUCAAAGUGCUCUCAGUUGAAACAGCCCUCUCCAUCCAGGCACACCCUAACAAGGAGUUGGCAGAGAAGCUGCAUCUCCAGUCUCCAGAGCACUACCCAGAUGCCAACCACAAGCCAGAGAUGACCAUUGCCCUCACCUCCUUCCAGGGCUUGUGUGGCUUCCGGCCUAUUGAGGAGAUUGUGACCUUUCUGAACAAAGUGCCCGAGUUCCAGUUUCUGAUUGGAGAUACUGCAGCGACACAGCUGAAGCAGAGCAUGAACCACGACUCCCAGACUGUAGCCUCGGCUCUACAGAACUGUUUCUCACACCUGAUGAAGAGUGAGAAGAAAGUGAUAGAGGAGCAGCUCAACCUGUUGGUGAAGCGCAUCUCCCAGCAAGUGGCUGCUGGAAACAAUAUGGAGGACAUCUGUGGUGAACUCUUGCUGGAGCUGCACCAGCAGUAUCCAGGGGAUAUCGGCUGCUUUGCCAUCUACUUCCUGAACCUGCUUACCUUGCAGCCAGGGGAGGCCAUGUUUCUGGAGGCCAAUGUGCCCCAUGCCUACCUGAAAGGAGAUUGUGUGGAGUGCAUGGCAUGUUCAGACAACACGGUGCGUGCUGGCCUGACACCCAAGUUCAUCGAUGUGCCAACCCUGUGUGAAAUGCUCAACUAUACCCCUAGCCCCAGCAAGGACAGGCUCUUUCCUCCAACACGGAGUCUGGAAGACCCUUACCUCUCCAUCUAUGACCCCCCUGUGCCAGACUUCACUGUUUUGAAGAUGGAGGUCCCUGGCUCUGUCACUGAAUACAAGGUCUCACCGCUGGACUCUGCCAGCAUCCUCCUGUUGGUACAAGGGACAGUCACAGUCAGAACGCUCACAUCCCAGGCACCCCUCCCUCUGCAGUGUGGUGGGGUGCUCUUCAUUGGGGCCAAUGAGAAUGUCUGGCUGAAGCUUUCUGUGCCUAAGGAUCUUCUGAUAUUUCGAGCGUGCUGCCUGCUGUAGAGGCCUCCACGGUUGCCCUAAACCAGGCCAGCCUCACCAUCUCAGGCUCAGCCUAAGCCCUCUCUCCUGCUCUGGACACC